Molecule: messenger RNA, 664 nt
Organism: Castor canadensis (American beaver)
Lineage: Eukaryota; Metazoa; Chordata; Mammalia; Rodentia; Castoridae
Source: RefSeq, a predicted model, not a curated record
UGGAGCCAGUGUCUGAUUCCCUACGUCAGAAGACGCUUAGCUGGCAAAGAUGUCCUCGUGUGCCCACUGAGGCCAGUGGAGCGCUUCUGUGACCUGCGUCCUGAUGAAGUGGCCGAUUUGUUUCAGGUGACCCAGAGAGUUGGGACAGUGGUGGAGAAGCAUUUCCAGGGGACUUCUCUCACCUUUUCCGUGCAGGAUGGUCCUGAAGCCGGACAGACUGUGAAGCACGUUCAUGUCCACAUUCUUCCCAGGAGGGCCGGAGACUUUCACAGGAAUGACAGCAUCUAUGAUGAGCUCCAGAAGCAUGACAAAGAGGAAGAGGACUCCCCAGCCUCUUGGAGAUCAGAAGAGGAGAUGGCAGCAGAAGCUGCAACGCUGAGGGUCUAUUUCCAGUGACACAGGCAUGAAAGUAACUCAAACAAACCCCAAGGCAUAAGGAAAUGGGCCUCGUUCUCUAGGACUCUGCGGCAUUGGAAAUGAAGCUAAGCAGACUUUAUUACAUCCUACAAUUCGGCAACCUUUUGCAAAGCAUUUUAUUGCACUUGUGGAAGCCAUUGGGGUUAUGUUUCAAUCAUUAUGACUGACAGGCUAACUUCAAAACAAUGGCAUCCACAACCCUGCCACACUUUUUCAGCUAUGUACUUAGAAUAGAACCUUUUCUAAA